AUGGUCGGACGUGAGCUCCCGUUUGAUGUCUGGAGACGGCAGCGUGGCGUAUCCAAGCAACAGAGCAGUGAAAUACACCAAGAAAUCGAUCAAAACCUUGGUGUACGAGGUAAAGGUGUCUGCCAGCAGGAUAUCGUUGUUUCUGAGGGAAAUGUCGAUGUUUCCCACGCUGAUCCGCUUGACGGUCUCGACAAAACGUCUUCUCUCGAUGGACUGGGGCCCAAACGGCCAAACCAGCACCGCUACCGUUUGCACUAUGGCAACUAA
Molecule: messenger RNA, 267 nt
Organism: Ogataea philodendri
Lineage: Eukaryota; Fungi; Ascomycota; Pichiomycetes; Pichiales; Pichiaceae
Exons: 1
Coding region: 1-267 (88 amino acids)
Source: RefSeq, a predicted model, not a curated record